Entamoeba invadens IP1 is the source of this 909-nucleotide messenger RNA. Its product is annotated as brix domain containing protein, putative. The coding region runs from base 1 to 909 and encodes 302 amino acids. The transcript has a single exon. Gene Ontology annotation, molecular function: rRNA binding. Gene Ontology annotation, cellular component: nucleolus. Gene Ontology annotation, biological process: ribosomal large subunit assembly; maturation of LSU-rRNA from tricistronic rRNA transcript (SSU-rRNA, 5.8S rRNA, LSU-rRNA). Lineage: Eukaryota; Evosea; Mastigamoebida; Endamoebidae. The record is from RefSeq and is a predicted model, not a curated record.
AUGCCAAGCAAGACUAAGCCAACCGAGAAAAAGAAGUCGUUCCACAAGAAAAAGGGGUGGAAGCGUCUCGCAGAGCGAGAACCGAAGGUGAAAGAGAAUCCAAAGACAGCGAUCUUUAUGAAAGGGCGGAAGACCACACAGUUACUUACGGAGGCUAUGGAUGACUUAGGGUUCUACAAGAAACCCUACCUCAAGAAAUUCAAUCAUAAGCAUGAGAUACAGCCGUUUGACGAUGAGACACCUAUUGAAGUGUAUAGCAAAGGACAAGAUGCGUCAUUAACGUUAUUUGGGAAUUCGACGAAAAAGCGACCGAAUUGUUUAACGUUUAUUCGCUGUUAUGAUCAUAGGGUUUUGGAUAUGAUAGAGUUAAAAAUAGAAGAGUAUACCCCAAUUCGUGAAUUUAAAGGGGAAAAGCCACCUACAUGUCCCCGUGUUCUUUUUAGUUUUGUUGGCUCUGCUUUUGAGACCGACGAACAAUUUAAAAUGUUUAAGAACAUUAUAGUUGAUUUCUACAAAAACGACCAACAUGACAAAUUUAACGUCGAAGAAAUAACUACAGUUAUGGCUUUCUCCGUCGUCGACGGAAAAAUAUUGAUGAGUGUGUACCACGUCACAGUCGAUAAUAAUUUGCCGGUGUAUAACGAAGUCGGGCCAAGAUUCGUUUUUGCUCCAGAACGAAAUUACUUUGCCGCAAACGAUUUGAGAGAAGAAGCCAUGCAAAUCCCUCCACAAUUGGCUAAACCAAAGAAAAAGAAAAAUGUCACUAAAGAUAUGUUCGGUCAAGUCAUCGGAAAGGUACACGCACAAACUGAAGACUUGAGCCAAUUGGCAAAGAAAAUCAGAUUACCCAAAGCUCUUAGACAAGAAAAGAAAGACAAAAAAGAAAAAAAACUCACAAGAAAAGAGUAA